AUGAUUUGGCUGCUCGCCCUGAUUAUGGGGGCCGUGUCCUUAAUUGCUGGACUGGCCCCCCUAUAUUUACACAUAAAUCAGCGAGAGAUAUCCUUGGUAGGAAGUGGAAUCAUCAUUGGAACCGCGUUCAUCAUCGUCAUUCCCGAGGGAAUGGAGUCGCUUUCAGACGCCGGUAUUCCACUGUCCACUGCCGGUUAUGCCGUGUUCAUUGGCUACAUGGUCAUGUAUAUCAUCGAUGCAUACUUUGAAAAGCCUAAAACUAGCCACGACCGUCUACCCAGUGUUGAGCUGCACGAUCUUUCAGAUUCUAGCCCAGAGCCUACGCCCAAGACAUCGGGCUCCUCCUUAUUCGUGGCACCUCUCAGUACGACAAGUCUCGGAAUGAUCAUUCAUUCUUUCGCCGACGGAAUCGCCCUGGGUGCGGCCUCGCAAGCAGAAUCAUCAUUGCAGUUCAUUGUGCUCAUUUCAAUUCUCGUGCACAAGGGCCCUGCUGGCUUCGGAUUUUGCACGGUACUGAGGCAUAUGGGGCUACCUGAAGCUACAAUUAAAAGAGAUGUCACCAUAUUUGCACUAGCUGCUCCUUUGGCAGCAGUUGCAACUACCCUGCUUGUAGGCGCGUCCGAAAACGCCCAGUGGUGGACCGGCGAGGGCCUUUUAUUUUCCGGAGGCACUUUCUUGUUCGUGGCAAUGCAUAUAGAGCCAGACAUCACAUGCAAAUCGCAUCUGUUGCUGGUAUUGCUGGGUACGGUAUUCCCUAUCGUAGCAUCGUUUUUCGCCGAUUGA
Wickerhamiella sorbophila is the source of this 783-nucleotide messenger RNA. Its product is annotated as Zinc transporter ZIP9. The coding region runs from base 1 to 783 and encodes 260 amino acids. The record is from RefSeq and is a predicted model, not a curated record. NCBI's taxonomy places the organism in Eukaryota, Fungi, Ascomycota, Dipodascomycetes, Dipodascales, Trichomonascaceae. Gene Ontology annotation, biological process: zinc ion transport; transmembrane transport. Gene Ontology annotation, molecular function: metal ion transmembrane transporter activity. The transcript has a single exon. Gene Ontology annotation, cellular component: membrane.